This is a messenger RNA of Erythranthe guttata (spotted monkey flower), 1893 nucleotides long. RefSeq lists its product as uncharacterized. The record is from RefSeq and is a predicted model, not a curated record. Lineage: Eukaryota; Viridiplantae; Streptophyta; Magnoliopsida; Lamiales; Phrymaceae.
AUGGAAAUCGAGGGUAAUCCGCUUGGAAAUUCAAUUGAUGCAUGGAGACAUUGCAUCCGUGGGGAGAAUCAGUUUUUUAAAGAUCCUGAUGAUUUUAGGCAUAUGCUGAAAAACUAUUCUAUUGCUAAUAAUCGAUCAUUUAAGUACAUGAAAAAUGAUCAACAAAAGAUCAUAGCAGUAUGCAUUCACGAAAACUGCAAAUGGAGGGUUUAUGCAUCAUUGUACAAGUCAGAUAAGUUAUUUAGCAUUCGCAAGUGCAAUCUUGAGCACACUUGUGGUGAUGCUACUCUUCGUACAAGGGGUCAUCCUAAAGCCGAUGCUACAUGGAUUGCCCAAAUUAUGAAACGAAAAUUGAGAACGCAGCCAGCUUACACACCAUGUGGUAUGUUAGAAGAUAUCCGAGACGAUUAUGGUCUGGAGCUUCAGUACUACACAGCAUGGAGGGGUAAAGAAAAAGCAAUGCGUGAUAUCCAUGGUGAUGAGACGACAUGUUAUGAUAAACUGAGACGCUAUUGUCGUGCAUUAAAAAUGCAUAACCCUGGUAGCAUGGCAGAGUAUGAGAUUGAACCUGCUACUCAAAAGUUUAUUCGAAUAUUUAUUAGUUUUGGGAGUUCUAUCUCCGGCUUUCAUCGGUGUAGGCCGAUGAUAUGUUUGGAUGGGACUCACAUUAAAAAUAAGUACAAAGGAUGCUUGCUUUCUGCUGUGUGCAAGGAUCCAAAUGAUUCCUUGUAUACAUUGGCAUACGCAGUUGUUGAUGCUGAGAAUGAUAAAAACUGGGAGUGGUUUUGCAUUAAAUUGAAACAAAUUCUAGAUCUUCACAAUGACAAUAGAUCUUUUACCAUUUUCUCUGAUCGUCAUUCGGGGCUUCUUAAAGCCGUCCCGAUGGUAUUUCCUACUAGCCACCAUGCAUAUUGUUUGCGACACUUGGUGGAUAACUUUAGAACUCAGGUCCUGAGGAAGUACCCAUUGCACAACAAGUCAUAUUGGGCGAGUGUUUUACAUAAUGCUGCAUAUGCUCCUACUCGGCAGGAGUUCGAUGCAACUAUUUCUCGUAUAGUGCAAUCUAUGCCUCUCGCGGCAUCAUUUAUUUCGAAUUCUGAUCCAAAUCAUUGGGCUAAUGCCUAUUUUUCUGGAGAAAGAUGGGGAAUCGUGAACAAUAAUCAGGCAGAAAAUUGGAAUGGUUGGGUUAAAGAUGCCCGAUCUUUGCCUGUUCCAUCCAUGAUUGAUCACAUACGGAUCAAAAUAAUGGAGAUGCUAGUUAAACGACAAGGAAAAAGUUUGGCAAUGACUGGCAUAUUGUGCAAGAAAAUUCUAAAGAGAUUAACAAUCAAUCAUAUGGCCUCUCGUUCCUUAAAAUAUUGUAGAUCAAGUAGUACCGCUUUUGAGGUAUAUGAUGAGGACAAGUCGUAUAAGGUUGACUUGCAGCAGAAGACUUGUUCUUGUAAAGCAUGGCAAUUAGAGAAACUUCCAUGCAAACAUGCAUGUGCAUGUUUGGAGUCAAAAGGAUACUCAGUAUAUGAGUUUGUGGAUCCAUGCUUUCAUAUUGAUACGUACAAACAGGUAUAUCAAUUCACGAUUAACCCAAUUCCCUCGUUUGAUGAGGACUUUGACUUGUACGAUGCGUGUAAUGCUCCGCCCGAUGUCUUUGUUAAUGCACCUGAUUCGAGAACUCGACCGGGACGUAGAAAGACAAAAAGAAUUCCUUCACAAGUGCAAACUCGUAAACUGAAUUGUACUCGGAGGACAAGAUGGAGGAGAGCUUACAUGAUUGCCCAUUAUGUUAUUCAAGUGAUUGAAGUGAAUGAAAACUGGCUGUUUGUACUCUGUUCAUUGAUGGUUUAUCAUUUUCAGUCUAAUGAUAUGCGAUAUGAUGGUAUGCUUGUUGCUGCUUGA